CAGUGCACACGUCCGACUCCCAGUGAAGGCUGCUAACUGGUUCACGACCCACUGGUAAACCCCAUGCUGUAGAGUACGAAAAGGUCUGGAGGAGAUAUGAAUCUUUCCAGGAUCCAGAUUCUGCUGUUGGGGAUUCUCACUGCGUUCGCUGGUCCUGUCCUCUGCUCCGAGGACGAGACGACUCUGGUGAAGAACCUGUUCACCGGCUACAACAAGGUGGUUCGACCCGUGAACCACUUCAGUGAAGCUGUGGUGGUCACCGUGGGGCUGCAGCUCAUCCAGCUCAUCAGUGUGGAUGAAGUGAACCAGAUUGUGACCAGUAACGUUCGUCUCAAACAGCGAUGGGUGGACGUGAACCUGAACUGGAACCCAGACGACUACGGAGGCAUCAAAAAGAUCCGAGUUCCUUCCACCGACAUAUGGAAACCGGACCUGGUUCUAUACAACAACGCCGACGGAGACUUCGCCAUCAUCCAUCAAACCAAAGUUCUGCUGGAGCACACGGGGCUGAUCACCUGGAACCCACCGGCCAUCUUCAAGAGCUACUGUGAGAUCAUCGUGCUCCACUUCCCCUUCGACCUGCAGAACUGCAGCAUGAAACUGGGAACCUGGACCUAUGAUGGGCUGCUGGUCGCCAUCAACCCAGACAGCGAUCGGCCGGACCUCAGUAACUUCAUGGAGUCGGGCGAGUGGGUGCUGAAGGAUUACCGGAGCUGGAAGCACUGGGUGUACUACACCUGCUGCCCCGACACCCCCUACCUGGACAUCACCUACCACUUCCUGAUGCUGCGGCUGCCGCUGUACUUCAUCGUCAACGUCAUCAUUCCCUGCAUGUUGUUCUCCUUCCUCACCGGACUGGUCUUCUACCUGCCCACCGACUCCGGGGAGAAGAUGACUCUGUCCAUCUCCGUCCUGCUGUCUCUCACCGUCUUCCUGCUGGUCAUCGUGGAGCUGAUCCCCUCCACCUCCAGCGCCGUUCCUCUCAUCGGGAAAUACAUGCUCUUCACCAUGGUGUUCGUCAUCGCCUCCAUCAUCAUCACCGUCAUCGUCAUCAACACCCACCACCGCUCGCCCAGCACGCACACCAUGCCUCCCUGGAUCCGCAAGGUCUUCAUCGAAACCAUUCCCAACAUGAUGUUCUUCUCGACCAUGAAGCGACCGGGGCUGGAGAUCCGACAGAAGAGGCUGUUCCCCAUCGACAUGGACAUCUCCGACAUCUCAGGUAACCCCACCCCCACCAGUGUGAAUUACCAGUCUCCCAUCAGUAAGAACCCUGACGUGCGCAGCGCCAUCGAGGGAGUGAGGUACAUCGCUGAGACCAUGAAAUCAGACGAGGAAUCGAACAAUGCGGCCGAGGAGUGGAAGUUCGUGGCCAUGGUGCUGGACCACAUCCUGCUCUGUGUGUUCAUGGCCGUGUGCAUCAUCGGGACGCUCGGGGUCUUCGCCGGGCGACUCAUCGAGCUCAACAUGCUGUACGGGGCCUGAUCCCAUCACAGCAGACAUUUGUCACCCGGAGAUACGAGAUAACACAACUCCCUGUGUCUCGCACACGCAGACAGACACACACUUGAGUUGACUGUUGUGUCUCUCGGGUCUGGGGUCACUUUCAAAUGUGUGUAUUUACUGAAAGGCAGGAGAACAUGUGGAUGGGUCAUACUUGAAGCUCGUCUUGUUGUUUUUCUACCUGGUUUUAUUUGCUGCCGAUGAAACGAGUGAAUUCUAAUCAUCUUGGAAACAAACAGUAAACAUGAUUAAUGAACAUCAGUGACAGCGUCCUGGUCUUUGAGUGCAGACGAGAUGAUUUCCUCUCUGAGGGAGUUUUAUUGUUUUGUUUUGCCUGCAGACGCUCAAAUGACUUUUAUAUUUACGGGUUGAGAUCCGAGGCAUAAAACUUCACGUCACACGUUUUGAUUCACAAAUAGAAAAACUACUUUGACUGCUCACGGGUCAGUGACCUGGUUUGAUUUGUCACUGAUGAGUGUGAAUUCCCCUAGACUCUCUUGUCCUCUGUCUUUAAGGCUCAUUUAGUUUUGAAUAUCA
Molecule: messenger RNA, 2040 nt
Organism: Pleuronectes platessa (European plaice)
Lineage: Eukaryota; Metazoa; Chordata; Actinopteri; Pleuronectiformes; Pleuronectidae
Gene: chrna1
Product: cholinergic receptor, nicotinic, alpha 1 (muscle)
Exons: 10
Coding region: 97-1485 (462 amino acids)
Biological process (GO): monoatomic ion transmembrane transport; chemical synaptic transmission; nervous system process
Cellular component (GO): postsynaptic membrane; neuron projection; synapse
Molecular function (GO): acetylcholine-gated monoatomic cation-selective channel activity; transmembrane signaling receptor activity
Source: RefSeq, a predicted model, not a curated record